AUCUGGUAGACUGAGGUUGGCUGGGCCGGUCCCGGCAGCGACCCGGAGCGGGCGGGCAUGGGGGGUUGCCUGUCCUCGCAGGCAGCUGAUGACCUGUCGCUACUCAACGAUUCUACCGGCGAUGGAGCGAGUCUUGGGCCUGGAGACCCACCCCCACCCUCCCUCCCUGCCCAGCCGCCCCCCUACCAGGAUCACACUCCAAUUCCAGUGUAUCACCCAACGCCUAGCCAGGCACGUCUUGCCACACAAUUAACAGAAGAGGAGCAAAUCCGGAUAGCUCAAAGGAUUGGACUAAUUCAGCACCUUCCUAAAGGAAUAUUUGAUCCCGGCUCAGAGCCAUCAGAAAAGAAAAUCAAAGAAUGUGUAAUCUGUAUGCUGGAUUUUGUAUAUGGAGAUCCCAUCCGAUUCCUGCCUUGUCUACACAUCUACCACGUAAACUGCAUUGAUGACUGGCUGAUGCGAUCAUUCACGUGUCCUUCUUGCAUGGAGCCAGUUGAUGCUGCUCUGCUCUCCUCCUAUGAGACUAACUGAGGCGGCUUUGAGCCCUGCUCUUGUUCAUGCUUCCAGGCUGUGGAUAUAUUGGGGGCCUGGGACGUGGGACAUUAUUUGCACAAUUCUGGGGUACACCAAAGAAACCGGUCCCAGCCCCUACGGACACAUGCAGCUAUGCUGGCUGUACUAAAGGAUGAUUUGUGCCAUAUUUUAAGUGUUGCAUCCAGUGUAUUGGGCUGGGGCUGGGGGUUGGAAGGAAACAAGGAAAUGGCAGAACUAACUUUCCACUCUACUCACAAUUUAGUUUUGUAGAAAAUCAAGAUUAUUCUUUGACCCAAUUAUCUACCCUCAUACUUUUGUAAGUCCGUUAAGUUACUGAGUACGAAACUGUAGGAACUGUACAGUUUCGUAGGAAACUGUAAUGGAAUUCUAACUUGUUAAUGAAAGAGAAAGCUGUUUAAAGCUGAUGCUGAAGAUCUCUUUAAGAUUUUACAAAUUAAGAGAAAUUCUAAGGCUAUUAUACCAGCUCUGGUCAGUUCUUGGAGAAAAAUAAUUUAAUAUAGAAAAAAACCCAGGCAUUUUAUGUUCGGGCCACUAUUGAAAAUUUAUCAAUACAGGUAUGCAAUGCAGAAAACAAGCCUUAGAAGCUAGCUAGCUAGCUAGCUACCUACCUAGUGUAGCUUGAAGCUGUAACAUUGCUAGGGAAGGAGACUGAACCCAUUUGCUUUUGGAAGUGCUUCUUUUAAACUAUUUUUGUUUUAGUUGGGAGAAAAGGAUACAAUUUCCUUGCUCUUUUUCCUUGCUCAUCAAAUAAGAGUUUUAUCUAUUUUGAAGAAGUGUAUGGUGCCUCUUUUCAAACCCCAAUAGGGCAAGCAGAUUCUCCACCUAAUGCUUAUUCACCAGACUAGAGGAAAAUCACAUGGAUGUAACAGAUUUUGAAAGCAAUGCUUUGUUUCACUCAAUCUUCAUUUGGGUGAAGUUCACUGGAAGGAGCAGGGAUGGGAUAAGUGCAGAUUAUUUGUCACAAUGUGAAAUUUCUGCCUUUCUACUAUAUGGAAGAAGUGUUGAUAUAUAAAUAGAUAUAUCUUGUUUAAAGUGAGAAAUAUUUUUAUGGAAAGUUUACGAUUCAGUAUGGUAAGAUCCUUUUAGAUGCUGGUUGCAAGUUAAAGCAUCCAUAUAUUCUGAAGAGUGAAGAAAUGUUUAUUUGUAGGCAAUCUACUAUUUGUCUUACAUGAAGAUUUUGUUCCAUAAGAACCUGUUAAGGCAGGCCGUUACUAUGAUGCAGCAAAGCCAACAUGUGAAAAGGCUUUCCUAAGUCAUAUUGUUUAUUGCCUUGCAAGUACAGAAAUGUCAAAGUGCUUUUCUGAUUAUGUAUUGUUCAUAGCAAAGAUCUAGUGCUUGAAAGAUUAAAAAAACCGGAUGUAUAUUGCAUUGAAAUGGAAAAUAAAUAGAUUGUCAGCAGUGCCUUCUAAAGUA
This is a messenger RNA of Pseudonaja textilis, 1968 nucleotides long. RefSeq names its product RING finger protein 11-like. Gene Ontology annotation, cellular component: ubiquitin ligase complex. The record is from RefSeq and is a predicted model, not a curated record. Gene Ontology annotation, molecular function: ubiquitin protein ligase activity. Gene Ontology annotation, biological process: ubiquitin-dependent protein catabolic process. NCBI's taxonomy places the organism in Eukaryota, Metazoa, Chordata, Lepidosauria, Squamata, Elapidae.